ACCUCCACUGCCACCUUCUCCUCUCUCUCUCUCUCUCUCCAAACAGAAUACACAUCUUAACUACUCGGCACCUGCAUAAACUAAGCAAUCUUUUGAAGCUCAGAAAUGUAUUCUGAAUACUCUCUUCUCUUCAUUCCUUCAACUGUUGUGCUCAACUUAGAGCUUCUUUUCUUUUUUCUCCUCUUUCUUGCAGUUUUCGCCUUCUGGCUUACCCCUGGUGGUCUUGCUUGGUCUUUUUCUAAAGCUCGUGUCUCCAUUCCUGGACCCUCUGGUUUACCUGUUCUCGGGUUGGUCUUAACUUUCACUGGUUCGUUAACUCAUAGACUACUUGCUAAGAUCUCUAAUGGCUUGAAAGCUGAAUCGUUAAUGGCGUUUUCAGUUGGGUUUACUCGUUUUAUAAUAUCUAGUAAUCCUGAAACUGCGAAGGAAAUACUUAAUAGUUCGGCUUUUGCUGAUAGACCAGUGAAGGAGUCUGCUUAUGAACUGUUGUUUCAUAGAGCGAUGGGUUUUGCACCGUAUGGUGAGUAUUGGAGGAAUUUGAGAAGGAUUUCGGCCACCCAUUUGUUCAGCCCGAAGAGAAUAGCGUGUUUCGGGGAUUUCAGGAGUGAGAUAGGUAGAAAGAUGGUGACCGAAAUUGCGAGUUUGAUGGAGACUGAUGGACAUGUUAAGGUGAAAAGGGUUUUGCAUUUUGGGUCACUCAACAAUGUGAUGAAAACUGUUUUCGGUAAAAGUUAUGAUUUCAAUGGAGAAGAUGGACGGGAGUUGGAGUAUUUAGUCAGUGAAGGGUAUGAAUUGCUUGGGAUAUUCAACUGGAGCGACCAUUUUCCUUUGCUGGGGUGGUUAGAUUUACAAGGAGUUAGAAGAAGAUGCAAAGAACUUGUUGCUCGGGUGAAUAUAUUUGUUGGGAAGAUCAUUCAACAACACAGGUUAAAUAGAGUGAAAAAUGCUGGAAAUGUUGCAGAUGAAUGUUUUCAUGACUUUGUUGAUGUGUUGCUUGAUUUGGAGAAGGAAAAUAAACUCAGUGAUUCAGACAUGAUUGCUGUUCUUUGGGAAAUGAUCUUUCGAGGGACCGAUACUGUGGCCAUCUUGUUAGAGUGGAUUCUUGCCAGGAUGGUAUUGCAUCCAGAUAUUCAAGCCAAAGUUCAAAGUGAAAUAAACACUGUGGUUGGAACUGAUCGAGCUGUAUGUGAUUCCGACUUGCCUAAUCUGCAGUAUCUACUAGCCACAGUGAAAGAGACUUUGAGAGUUCAUCCUCCUGGUCCCUUACUCUCAUGGGCAAGGCUUGCAAUUCAUGAUACAAGUGUUGGUCACCAUUUUAUCCCUGCCGGAACAACUGCAAUGGUGAACAUGUGGGCUAUUACCCAUGAUGAAAAGAUAUGGUCACAACCCGAAGAAUUCAUGCCUGAAAGGUUCUUGGAAGAAGAUGUAGCAAUCAUGGGUUCUGAUUUAAGGCUAGCUCCAUUCGGUUCGGGGAGGAGAGUGUGCCCGGGUAAGGCAAUGGGACUUGCUACUGUUCAGCUCUGGCUUGCUCAGUUACUUCAAGAAUUUAAAUGGGUUCCUUCUGAUAAUGGCGUGGACUUGUCUGAGUGUUUGAGAUUGUCAUUGGAAAUGAAACAACCUUUGAUUUGCAAGGCUGUUUCUAGGGUUCAUUGAAAGCUUUUUUUUUGGUUGGUUUCUAUGUGGUGUUGGAUUGUUAGCGCGUUCUGCUGGUCUUUCUUGAUCUCAAAAAAUGAAUUUUGUCUCCUACAAGUGAUCGAUCAGACUUGUUUAUAAGUAAUGCUAUAGCCGUAGUAGUACUUUUAAGUUCGUCGUAGGGGUGAUGAAUGAUAGUUUAAGCAAAAGGUUCCGUUCACUUGGCCCCUUUAUGCUAGGAAUUUGUUUGUUGUCUUUGGUGUGGUUCUUGCAAGUAUGCACUGUACACAGCUUCCUUUUUGCAUAUCCAAAGCAAUAUAAUUUCUAUGUUUCUUAUGAUA
Molecule: messenger RNA, 1973 nt
Organism: Solanum tuberosum (potato)
Lineage: Eukaryota; Viridiplantae; Streptophyta; Magnoliopsida; Solanales; Solanaceae
Product: cytochrome P450 78A5-like
Exons: 2
Coding region: 106-1653 (515 amino acids)
Molecular function (GO): iron ion binding; monooxygenase activity; heme binding
Source: RefSeq, a predicted model, not a curated record